AGUGUUGAACUCUCACGUGUAUCCGGAACCUGGAAGCCACAAAGGCACUUUUAAAUACGGAAACUUUGCUGUAACAUAGCACAAAUAGAAGAGAGAGAGGAGAGAGAGAGUGUGAGAGGGAGACGCACUCACUCACUCACUCACUUAGAAACGUAUCUUUUGCCUAAAUGUUUCCCUACCCUUUUUGAGAUUCCUCAAAACGACCGAUUAUAAUUCACAAGCAUCAAGCUUUUCCAAGCUGGGACUGCUCGGAUCAAAGACUCGGCACUCAUGUGAAUAUCGUAUUUUUCUUUGAGCUUUGAGUUGUUGUGAAAAAUAACUGGACUUUUUUGGGACAUUGUUGACAAUGGAGAACCCUAGGACUCCAGAAACCCUAGAAGCUCAAAACCCAAGUGGUAAAACCCUAGAAGAGGGUUCUGGGUUGUUAGAGUGGAGUGAAAACUGUACUGGGUUAGAAUCUUUUUCUGACAUUUUGGGAGGUAGUGGGGAAAGAGUGAAUGUUACUGGUAAUGAUGUUGGACUUGGCACUGUGGAAGUGGCAGCUCAAGUGUUAGAAGCUGAGAAAGGAACUCUAGAUGGUAUAAAAGGAGGAGAUUUGGAAUUGGGUGUGGAUUCGAUGUCUGGUGUUUUAAACAGUUGCGUGAAAGGCGUGGGGGCUGAGGAGGUUGUUUUGGUUAAUGGUGAGUCUGAUGGAGACAAUGAGGCUCAAAUGGGCUCUAAGCAGUUGCAACCAGAUAAGGAAAAAGAUGUUCAAAUGGGUUCAGUGGAGCCACAAUCAGAUGGGAGCUUAGAGGGCUUGGGUGGAGAUGAGAGUAAAAAGGAUGGAGAUCAGAAGAUGGCUGAAGAUGAUGGCAUGAAUGAAGACAAAGCAUUGGGACCAAAUGGGAUUGAUACAGCUAGCAAGAAGAUAGAAGUUUCUGGUGAAGGUAUAUCGCUGUUUGUGGAUUUUAGUGGGCCUCCACCAGGAUUUAAUGAAAAUGAUCUUCAUGUGACAAGUUUUCCUGGGUAUGAAAGCAAGGAAAAUCUAGAAGAAUUUGGAGAUGAUGAACAGGAGAACAGUAUUGAUUAUCAAGAUUAUGAUUUUGCUGUGGGUGAUAUUAUAUGGGUUAAAACCAAAACUCAGACAUGGUGGCCGGGGAAAAUUUAUGAUCCUGUAGAUGCAUCAAAGUAUGGUGCGAGCGAUGAACAAGGGGGUUGUCAACUUGUUGGAUAUUUUGGGAUGAGUCAUGUUGCAUGGUGCCAUCCUUACCAACUAAAACCUUUUUAUGAGUACUUUGAACAGAUGUCAGGGCAGAACAAGGCUAGAAUAUUCCUUGGAGCCGUAGAGAAGGCUCUCGAAGAGUUUGGUCGGCGUGUAAAAUUGAAUAUGACUUGUAUGUGUGUUUUGAAAGAAAAUCGCCUCUCAGUUGGUGGUGCAGCAUCUGAUGAAGGAGUUCCAAUGCUUGAGCGCAAAUCUGGUGAACUUGGUGAAUUUACAAUUACUCAUUUUAAUUCUGCAGAGUUUCUUGCACAUCUCAAAAAUCUUGCACAAGUUGUUUCAUCGGUUGGAAUGCUUGAUUUUACUGUCACACGAAAUCAAUUAUCAGCCUUCUACCGCUCCAUAGGUCACAGCCAGCUGCCUAUGCAUCUACUCCAGGAGACAAAUUAUGCUAGAGACGUUUCUCAUUACAGUUUAAUGGCUGCAAGUAAUGCUGACAUUCAGGUUGGACAUGAAGAUACUGAGUUAGGUGAAGUGUUCUUGAAAAGCACACCAUUAACUACUUUGCAGAAGCGAUCAAAGGUUAAAGUUUUACAUCAAGAGACGAAUGAAGGGAAUGCAGUUUUAGUCAAUUGUUUUGAUGGGGACAAUGGUGCUGAUAAAGGUUUCAUCUCAGGUUUAAAAUCCAGGAAGAGAAAGAUGAAGAGGGAUUCUGAAGUUGAACAUGAGAGCGAGGCUUUCGAUGUAGGAAAUGGUGAUGGUGCGAAUGAGGGAAUGAUUGAAAAAGGCAUGGAGUCAAGAGAACGGAAGAAGAGCAGGUACUUGUCUUACCCAUACAUAAACUGGGAGCAGAAAGGAUUGCUUGCUGAAAUGGAUGAUGGCAAAGUUUUGAAAGCUACUCAUGAAGGUGUCGCUGCAAAUACUGAUGCUGGCCAAUCUAGUGGGCUGCCUUCUAAUUUUAAAUGUAGCGGUGAGAAGUUCUGGAGAAAAUGGUAUAGAAGGCUUACAGGUGUAAGUAGCAUAUCUGGUAAUUCAAACUUAAAAGAUGCAUCUUCUGCUAACUUGCUUUCUGAAGUCUACUCUGCUGCUGUCGACUGCCUAUAUCCAAACGAAAACAAGACAUUUGAUUCAGUUGGCUGGUUUUUUUCUAGAUUCAGGAUCUCGGCAUUCCAUGACGAAUCUAUUUGUGAAACCUAUGGUAACAGUAUGGCUGGUCAGGAUGAGGAUAAAGAUGCUAAACCCUGCCUGUUGGGUAGUGGUCAGAAUGAGGCAAAAUGUGAACCCAAAAAAAAGAAAAAGGCUAAUCUGAAGCAUCCAGAGGGUAAAGAUUCUGCCAGCCUGCCGUGUUUAGAUCAAAUCACCACAACUGCUAAAAAAGAAAAGAAAAGGGGACGAGCAAAUUUGGGAAAAUUGAAGACUAAAUCCCUUUCCGGGCUAUCAGAUGUGAAUAUAAGCAUUUCCGCUGAUAACUUUUUGGGGCAAGAUUCCUUGGAUAUAAGUCCUCUCAUGCCUUGUGGUAAACCUAAGCAAAAGAAAAGCAAGAUGGAGGAACGAGCAAGUCCAGUGUGUCUGCAGACUAAACAAACCACUGGCAUACCAGAUUUGAAUGGGAACAAUCUUGUACCUAGCCUUCUCGUGGAUGAUCGACAGGCUAUUGGCCAUGCUGCUUCUGAAGGAAAAGUUGAGUUAGAAAAGGGGUUAGGGAAUGAAACUGCUUCGGAGCCUUCAAAGCCUAAUAUCAUUGCUGGCUUUGUAGAUACGAAUGGAAACAAUGUGAAACCUGGUACCUUGGUGGUAGAUUUGCGGAUAUCUCCUCAAGCUUUGUCAUGUCUAGACUCUAAACAGGUCACCGGCCUGCUCUCAGCUGAAAGUAGGCCUGUACAGAAAAAGAGAAAGAGAAAGGAGAAAGCAGAAGCAAAGCAUCCAGCUGAUGGUAUUCCAGAUUUGAAUGGAAAUAGUGCUGAAUGCAACUCAUUGGGAAAGGAAUUCCAGGAGUCCAAUGGCCUUGCACCUCCAAUUAAACCUGAGCGGAAGAAGAGGAGGAGAAAAGGAGAAGCUACUACUAUACAGAGGAAACUGGAUAUGAAUCAUGGUCAAGCACAGAUUACUGAAAAGGCUCUAGGGACUGCUCUUCUGUUGACCUUUUCCCCAGGAGUACCAAUGCCUUCAAAAGAUGAUUUAAUUUCAACAUUUUGUCGGUUCGGGCCCUUGAAGGAAUCAGAGACACAGUUGUUAAAAGAUCCUGGUUCUGCCCAGGUCGUAUUCAUGGAAAAUGCUGAUGCUGGGGAAGCGUUUCGGAGUUUAGAGAAGAACAACCCUUUUGGUGCAAACCUCGAUAGUUACAAGCUGUUUCAUCUUCCAUCUGUGUCCAGGGUUUUAGAAACAGGCUGGUCUCUACCUACAAGUCUUUCCUCUCCAACUAUGCCUGGAAAAGCACCUCGCCUUGACUUCAUAAGGCAGAAUCUUCAGAUGAUGACAUCAAUGCUAGAGACGUCGGGGGAUAAUCUUUCUCCAGAGAUGAGAGCCAACCUAGAGUGUGAAAUUAAAUCCCUCCUGCAGAAGGUGAGCUCCAUGACUGGUUCUUCCUCUUCUUAGUUUGGACUGCGGGUUAUGUAGUUUUUAUAUGGGUUGUCUGUAAAUGUAGCGACUGGCUCCUUGGGCAUGCUCUGUAGGUGGUGUUAUGUUAGAAUUGGAACCUCUGUAAUUUAUUGCAUGAGAGGGCAUGGGCAAAUGACCUAUUGCAUUGGAACCUCUAUGUAUCUCUAGCAACUCCGUUUUUCUUUCUUUACAUACUCUCUCUCUCUCUC
Prunus persica (peach) is the source of this 4005-nucleotide messenger RNA. Its product is annotated as serine/threonine-protein kinase ATM. The record is from RefSeq and is a predicted model, not a curated record. The transcript is spliced from 2 exons. Lineage: Eukaryota; Viridiplantae; Streptophyta; Magnoliopsida; Rosales; Rosaceae. The coding region runs from base 347 to 3793 and encodes 1148 amino acids.